Phytophthora infestans T30-4 is the source of this 2421-nucleotide messenger RNA. RefSeq names its product exonuclease, putative. Lineage: Eukaryota; Oomycota; Peronosporomycetes; Peronosporales; Peronosporaceae. Gene Ontology annotation, molecular function: nucleic acid binding; exonuclease activity. Bases 1 to 2421 code for a protein of 806 amino acids. Gene Ontology annotation, cellular component: nucleus. The record is from RefSeq and is a predicted model, not a curated record. The transcript has 4 exons.
AUGGCAUCGGACAUCGACUACGAAGACGGCGAGAUCCUGGAGGAGGGAGAGGAGGUGGAGCAAAACCCGCGUAAGCGUCUGCACUCGUCGCUACAAGAUGCUAGACCCACCGAGUCUGCCUCAAUUUAUGACAACCGCCCGCCCCUGUCUCACCGCCAGCCGACGCGCUACAACAACAGUAGCGGCAAUGGCUACAGCGACCGCAGACGCGACGCAGCUCCCCACGACCACCAGGAUGACCGCGCGUACGCCGAAGACUUGAUCGUUAAAUACCCAAGACAGCAGCCGUGCAGCAACGUCCUACUGGACUUUGCCACGUGGAUGGGCGCAGCUCGUAGCCGGAAACGUCUGGACGUCGAGGACGUGCAGAAGCUCGUACUUAAUGUGCUCCGUGGUGGCAGUAGGAAGAAGGAAGGCAUGGUGAGCCCUUAUUUGCUGCCAUAUCUGACACCUGGAGCUCGACUGCCUAGCAAAGUCUGCAUCGUACUAUUGGAAAAGCUGCACCCAUCAGUGUUGCAGAAAUUCCGAGCGAAGUUGAGCUUCUUUGACGAAUGUUCCAGUGUUCCAGUGAUGCUGACGAAGCAAGAAGGAAGCCAGAUCAGGAGAUCCGAAGCUCCACUGUCAGAAUUGAUGUACAAAUUCCCAAGACCGACGGUAGAUACCCACGAAUUGUCGACGGAUGAGCUGUUCUACGCCCAUGAACUGACGUUCUUGAUGAAACACUCGGCUGGAUUUACAGAUGAACUGGUGUUUACCCCAGCAGGGAAGUUUACACGCAAGAAUCAGCCACUGGGAGGAACAUGGGAAAUUGACGGCGACUUGCUGCAUCUGAAGUGGAGACAGCGUACGGUCAAAGCGCCUGCUGCAGUGGAUGAGACCCCGACAGACCAGGAUACUGCGAUGGAGGAAGAGGAAGACGAUGCGUAUACGUUGGAUGUGCUAGUCAGCCAAGACGGCAGCAUGCACGAGCUCAGGACGGACCCAGUGACGGACGAGACCUACGCGCACAAGGUACCAGAGCAUCUUGCCAAGAAACGUCGGGGCGACGACAAGCCGCGCUCGAUCUGGCUGUCACUAGCUAAAGCGAUUGCUGUAGACGACGAGCCUUUGAAGCGAGAAGCAUUCGAGUAUUAUGUACUUACACCUGAAGAGCUGAAGCAGCACGGAUUCCCGACAGAUGUAGAGGAGGAACAGCGCAAACUGUUAGAAGCGACGCAGGGGAAUACUCGCGACAGAUACGUGGCAACGCAGCCACGUUCGGCAAUCAUAGUUGAAGAGUCUGCCUCUGUCUCAGACGACGAAGAAGGAGCAGCGAUGGAGACGGAUGAAACUAUAGCAAGCGCGUCUUCAAGUGGGGAAUUCAUUUAUGCUCUGGACUGUGAGAUGUGCGAGACGGAUAUCGGCAUGGAGCUCACGCGUGUGACGGCUGUAGACAUCACAGGCAACGUCGUGUACGAUCAGCUGGUGAAGCCACAAAGCACUAUCAUUAACUACCACACAAAGUUCAGCGGCAUCUCCGAGGAGACUCUGCGGGAUACGAAGUACACCCUGGCGGACGUGCAGAGGGAUCUGACAACUCGGCUCCUCUUCAAGGACACCAUUCUGGUGGGUCACUCGUUGACGAGUGACCUGCGUGCUCUUCGACUAGUGCAUUCUACGAUCGGAGACACAGCCAUCCUGUACCCUCAUCAACGUGGCUUCCCAUUCCGCACCUCGCUUAAGUAUCUGACGAAGACAUAUCUAAAGAAGGAUAUCCAGAUUCAGACUCAGGCUGGACAUGACUCGGCGGAAGACGCUAUUGCAGCUUUGGAGCUGUUGGUGCUGAAGGUUCGUCGAGGCCCUUGGUUCGGCAUCCCCGAGUCAGUCUCCACGGGUGGCGCUUUCGAUUCCAUUUUGGAUAAAUCCUUUGCCUUCGAGAAAAAGAUGACGAUGCUACGUCUUCAAAGCAAUGGGGAGCUCACGGAAGAUGGAGCUCCCAAGACGACAGUAGCGGAACGAAAGCCGUGGGAACUGUACGCUAGUGGCGAUCUGAAGGCUCAGUCGCAGAGUGCGUUCCGCCAUGCUCAAGCACCAGACCUUUGCUGGGUGGAGAUCGAGCCUCCUAGUGCGAGCGCGGCGCUGUGUAACGACUUCGUAGGCAAGCACGAUCUCUGGAUGGCUGAGCAGCAGGCGUACUGCGAGCAAGUGGAUGGGUUCCUGAAACAGCUUCGAGAUGAGGUGUUGCCCAAGGGCACACUAUUGCUAGCGCUUCCUCAGGGCGAUCUGAGCUUGCUGCGAUAUCUCAAGGGUCUGCGGACGCGCUCCAAGUGGCGUGACGCCACUCCCAGCGGUGAUGACAUCGCCCCUGAAGAGCUACAUGCCGCAGUGGGCGAUGCGUUUCGUGGUGCUAUGGACAGUUGCCUGUUCCUCACGCAGAAAUGA